GAAUACGCAUACACAGACUCUAGUUAGUAAUGACAAGGAUAGCAAUCAGUUGAACGUUAUAUCAGUCAACCAGUCGUGCGUUACUCCAGGUUACGUAGCACGGUACAUGAUCUCAAUGCAACAUGGGUAAAAAAAAGGAGCGUAAGUUCCUAGUCGAAUUUCACAUAUUUCAGCUAUCCAGCAUACCAUCGCGAAACGGAUCGCUCAGAGCGUCUCUACAGCUAGGGAAGAGGAAGAUAGGCAUCACUCACAGGCGCGAGAUUUCGAGCUUUAAGGUUGAAUGGGAUCAGACGUUUGAUUUCAAAUGUGGUAUUCCGGCCGAUGAUGAGGAACGGCUGCUACCUUGCAUAUGCGGUAUAAAAAUUUACAAGGAGACACGAUUCGGCAACGACAAACUUGGUGUCGUAAAAGUCGAUCUCUCGGAGUUCGCUGGGCGUGACGGCAUGGAGCGUCGGUAUAUCCUCAGCGGCGAUGAAUCACACAAACGGAGGAAAGAUAAUUCCAUAUUGCAAAUAAAGGUAUCGCUUACACUCGUAUCCGGAGAUCCAAUUUUUAAAACGCCACAACUCGCAGACGAGACCACUGCCACCGGCCCGGCCCAGACUAAGAAAACCACAUUAGAAUACGCACUCGGCUUUGAUCCAGAUGCUCAAUUAUUGGGUCAGGAAAUCGUCCCUCGGGCAGCUGUAACCAGACCGCAUAUAUCAAGCACUCGUGUAAAUCCAAAGGCAGUGGUGGAAGAUCUAUUCAGCGAACAACUUCAGGCGAACAAUCUGUCCGAGACGAAGCGAGCGAUAACGCAGAGCCAUAACAUGCGCUUUAGUGAAUUAAAUAUGAAUUCGAUAUAACAACCCUGAAGUUGGUACAGUACUCCGGAGGCACUUGCAACUGCCACA
This is a messenger RNA of Sphaeroforma arctica JP610, 896 nucleotides long. RefSeq lists its product as hypothetical. The record is from RefSeq and is a predicted model, not a curated record. The transcript has 6 exons. Bases 123 to 848 code for a protein of 241 amino acids. Lineage: Eukaryota; Ichthyosporea; Ichthyophonida.